This is a messenger RNA of Lepus europaeus (European hare), 1948 nucleotides long. It is a transcript of the gene C12H9orf85, whose product is annotated as chromosome 12 C9orf85 homolog. The record is from RefSeq and is a predicted model, not a curated record. The transcript is spliced from 4 exons. The coding region runs from base 111 to 569 and encodes 152 amino acids. NCBI's taxonomy places the organism in Eukaryota, Metazoa, Chordata, Mammalia, Lagomorpha, Leporidae.
GGAUAAGUUCCUUCCGGGUCAGCGGCGGAAGCGUCCGCGCCGCGGGGGUGGGUCCGUGGGGCUUCCCUGCGUGUGUUGAGAACGCGGUCUGAGGCGGUGUGGUUUCGGCGAUGAGCUCCCAGAAAGGCAACAUGGCUCGUUCCAGGCCUCAGAAGUACCAGAACGUGUUUAGCUUCAAGAAUGACAGAUUCGAUAAGAGUGCGCAGACCAAGAGAAUUAAUGCAAAACUUCAUGAGGGAGUGUGUCAGCGCUGUAAAGAAGUUCUUGAAUGGCGGGUAAAAUACAGCAAAUACAAACCAUUAUCGAAACCUAAAAAAUGUGUUAAAUGUUUACAAAAGACAGUGAAAGAUUCUUAUCACAUAAUGUGUAGACUUUGUGCCUAUGAACUUGAAGUUUGUGCAAAAUGUGGAAAGAAAGAAGACAUUGUUAUUCCGUUUAACAAAGAACCUGAAAACUCUGAAAAUAUUGACAAUAAUCUAAGUUCCAACUGUAGAGGAAACUGCAGAAGAAAUGAAGAAAGCGAUGAUGAUUUAGAUUUUGAUCUUGAUUUAGAUGACACAGAAGAUUAACAACCCAGUUGAUUAAUGGAACUACAUUAAAAGUUAGUCUUUGAGAACAUGAGAUUCUGACUAGCUUUUGACUUCGUUAGUUUCACAUAAGAUGCUUUGAAGUCUUAAUGAGUAAUUCAGAAAAACUUGUAGGAAAUAUAAUUUGUACAUGAACAGUGUAAGUUGUAUAUGAUAUUUGAAUACUUAUAAAACUUUGAGAGUUUUCUUAUAAUAAAUUAUUAAAUUGAAUAUACUACAAUAUCUACUGCAGUAAGAAUUGGAGUAUCAUAAUGCAAUUCAUGGGAAUUAUUUUGGAGAAUAUAUUUCCUAAUAGAGAAUUAAACAAUAUUUAGAAUUGAUGACUGUAUAAGAACUAUUAUGAAAAAUGAGAUGACAUUAUAUUAUUGGCCUCAAAAAUGUUUCUGGGCUAAGUACCUGUUGAUAGAUGGAUCUCAUGUAAAUGGCCCACAUAGCAAAAACCCAUGACAUUUGCUUGUUACAAAGCUAAGCAUUUUAUGUUUCCAUAAAAGUAUUUUAACAGGGACAGCCUUGUGGCAUAAUGAGUGAAGCUGUCACCUGCAACACCAACAUCCCAUAUGGGCGCCAGUUUGUGUCCCGGCUGCUCCACUUCCAAUUCAGCUUCGUGCUAAUGACCUGGGAAAAGCAGUGGAAGAUGGCCCAAGUGUUUGGGCCCUGGCCACUAUGUGGGAGACGUGGAUGUAGCACUUGACUCCUGGCUUUGGCCUGUCCCAACACUGACCCAAAGUUGUGGCUAUCUGGGGAGUGAAUGAACAGAUGGAAGAUCUCUUUCUCUGCCUCUCUCUCUCUAACUCCUCUGCCUUUCAAAUAAAUAAAUAAACCUUUAAAGACAUUGUUUAACAAAUGUAUCCCAAUUUUUCUGGUAUUUUUAUAUAUUUCACCAUAUUAUUUGUUAUCUUUUCCUCUUGUGAAAGAUACAUACAGAAAAAGAUCCCUAGAGUUUGUAUGUAUCAUUUGAUGAAUAUUUGUAAAGGAAAGUUCAUAUCUUUACACUCAGAUGAGGAAACUGCCAGCACCAGCAGCCCCCUGGGAAGCUCUUUCUGUGUCAGGUUCAUCUGUCUUCCCAUGCUGGUCACUGUCCUGAACUUUGUUUCGAUUUCCUUUAUCUACUCUACUCCCCAUGUUUAUACCUAAACAGUAUAACAUUUUACCACAUUUUCUUUAUAUUUUGGCUUAUAUGGGUGUGUGUGAUUUAAUUUACUGAAUCACUUGAAAAUAAACAGCAAUAAUUUUGAACACUUAAGCCAUGUAAAUUAUUUUGUAUCUGUUCUUGUUUUCAUUGUUACAGAAUUUUUGAGAUUGAUCCAUGUUGUUAAAAGAGCUAUAAUUGAUUUUUCCCUGCUGUGUAUUAUUCUGUGCCU